Zingiber officinale is the source of this 3291-nucleotide messenger RNA. RefSeq names its product probable ubiquitin-like-specific protease 2B. Gene Ontology annotation, biological process: proteolysis. The record is from RefSeq and is a predicted model, not a curated record. The coding region runs from base 343 to 3144 and encodes 933 amino acids. Lineage: Eukaryota; Viridiplantae; Streptophyta; Magnoliopsida; Zingiberales; Zingiberaceae. Gene Ontology annotation, molecular function: cysteine-type peptidase activity. The transcript has 17 exons.
AAUCCCCACGCGAUCCUCAGGUUCUCAGACCUGCAGAGACGCGGCGAGCGAUGCCACAUAUUCGGCCUUCCCCUCUUCGACUGGUGGAUUGCUUUUCUUAGUUCUCGGUAGCGUGAUGAGGGAUUUGUCUCAGAAGGAUCUCGCCGUGUUUGACUUCAGCGCGGAGGAGGAGGCCGUGGAGGCGGCGGUCGAGAGGUACACAGCGAGGUUUCACUCCAAAGUGGGAUCUAAGAUGGACGACGAGGUUGACAAGUACCGCUAUCUGCAGGCCUGCAAUAUAAACAAUGCUAGGCGACAUCUGUCUAUUGAGACAUAUAGGUGGAGGCUAUACUUUUAGUGAUUAUGAGGAUCAAAUUGCAUGUAAUUGAGAGUGAAUCAGACACGCCACUUAAUUUUAAGCUUCAACAGAAGAUUCAUUCUCAACGACAUGGACAAAUUGUUGUAGAUACUUCAGGGCUGACUCUCAAGCAAGAUGUAUCUGGUAUCUUAUGUAUGCAUGGAAGAGAUGAUGAGAAUGGCUUCUAUGCCAUAGAUCUUCCAGAACAGAGCCAUCAUUUGAGCAAUGAGAAGAUACAGUUGGAUGAGAUCAUAGCUUCCUCUACAAGUUAUGUUGAACACGGUCAACUGUGUCAAAAUGAAUUUGAAGAAGCCACUCUAAAUACAAACUGUGAUCUGGCUAUUGGAAAUUCUACCAAUCCCACCCGUGGGAUGAAUGUGGACAUGAUUGCAGAAGAUGAAGAGAGAUGGUCGGUAAUGACUGCAUCUCAAUCAAGUAUUUCUUCUGAUAGCACGGAAGAGGAAGGCUGUUUGGAUUCUGAUGAGUUUAAAAGUUGUUACACAGCAGACAUGUAUGAGCUUAAUGAUGAGUUAACAGUUACAGUCUUCCCUGAGUAUGUCAUACAUGGUGGCACAUUGUAUGGAGAAUCUCAACUUGUUUUCUCGAUAGACAAUGUUAAGAUUGAAUGUUCAGAUGCAAGUGGGAGUGACGAGAAGUUUGCUUCUGAAUGGGCUGUUACUGAGAUAGAUCACAUUGAUUGUCAAUGGAGUGAAAGUGUAGCUUCUGCAUUAGUCAAACUAUGCUUCAGAGAAAACAUUGCAACUAAAAUAGAUAAAGUUCACAACAAUACUGAUGUGUUGAAAGUAAUAUUUUCUGUGAAUGAUGUGCAUUGGCUGGAGAAGGAACAAAAGAUUAGGAAUCUAACCGCGAAAUACAAAGUCACAUGGAAUUUCGACUCUAGAGACAAGAUAUGGGAAGAUGUUUCUGUGGGUUCCAAUGCAUUAUUUUCUAGGGACAAGUUCACAGAAAUUGAAGAUUCUUUUGAAGAUGUUGUCUACCCUAAGGGAGAUCCUGAUGCUGUCUGUAUCAACAAAAGAGAUAUUGAUCUUCUGCAACCAGAAACUUUUAUCAAUGACACCAUUAUUGACUUCUAUAUCAAGUACUUGAAAGACAAGAUUCAAUCUGAUCAAAAGCAUAGGUUCCACUUCUUUAACAGUUUUUUCUUCCGCAAGCUAGCAGAUCUAGAUAAGGACCGGGGUAGUAUCUCUGAAGGCAGAGCUGCUUUCUUACGUGUUCGUAAAUGGACUCGGAAAGUUAACAUAUUUGAGAAGGACUACAUUUUCAUCCCAGUAAAUUUUAAUCUGCACUGGAGUUUGCUUAUUAUUUGCCAUCCUGGAGAAGUAGGAAACCUGAAAGGCGAUGAAGUCGAUUCAUGUAAAGUGCCCUGUAUACUACAUAUGGAUUCUAUUAAAGGCAGUCAUAAUGGACUUAAGAACAUUAUCCAAAGUUACAUGUGGGAGGAGUGGAAGGAAAGGCAUACAGAAGCAAGUGACGAUGAUUCUUCAAAAUUUUUGAACCUACGAUUUGUUUCACUUGAGGUGCCACAACAAGAAAACUCAUUUGAUUGUGGGCUUUUUCUACUCCAUUAUGUUGAAUUAUUUUUGCAAGAGGCUCCUUCAAAUUUUGAUCCAUUCCAUGUCACCAAGUUCUCCAGUUUUCUUAGUGCCGACUGGUUUCUGCCUUCUGAGGCUUCUCUUAAGCGUUCACACAUUCGGAAGCUGAUACGUGAUCUUCUCAGGGAAUCCUCUCAUAAAGUUAUCCCUAGCACAUCCUGCAACGGGAAUGCUUCUACUUCUGUGUAUCCUGGAAAUAACUUGGAGCAGAAACAUGGUCAACUGCUUUCUGUCAGUCCAGACGAGGAUGCCAUUGACACUGCAUCGUCUCCUGACAGAGGAGAUGGAAUUAAACUUUUGAGAUCUGCUAUCGUUCCGUGUGAUAAGGAAGCAGGAUUUUUGUUUCCAGAAUUUCUUGAAUCAGCACCAGAAAGUAAUAUGCCUUUAUCUGAUCCUGCUGUGCAUGUUCACGAGCAUUCUACUUCCUCAAAGCUGUUUGCUUCGUGCCCAACAAUGGAACAUGCUAAUGGGAGUGAGCAAUUAUCUUUAAACGUGGGGAAAGAUGAUUGGUGGCCCUUGCAUCGAAACCUCAAUACCCAGCUUUCUUCCACCUCUCCUAAAGCAGUCAGAACUUCUAUAGCACCCUGCAUUCUUGUGGAUGUGAAGGACGACAUCAGUUCCACUCUUGAAUCUCCAAAUGCCGACGGUGGAAAUACUAAUAUAAGCAGUGAAGCUGAAAAUAAGAAGGCUUCUCCAGAUGAUUUUGGUCGUGUUCCAGAGACACUGACUUCAAUGUCCAGAGAAAUGCUGGAUGGUAUCGUAGCAGAUUCUCAGGAAGACAAAUGUCUUGAAGAUUCACAGAGGAUCACUAGAGCAGAUUGCCAGAUUGUAGAUGGCCAGGAAAGUGUCUCAGAUCCAUGUGAGGUUGUUUGUGAAUUACCCAAAGUUACAACAGUGGAUGUAGAUGAUGAAUGCCUUGAACUUGCCACCACUGAGGUCGUAGUCGAAGAAGGUGAGUUUCCAAAGGAAACUAGUUCAAAGUCCCCGAGACACGACGACAAUUGCCGUGAAAUGUGCAUGGACUGCCAUGAAAAUGUUUCUUCCUCCCAAGGUGUCAUAAUCACUGAUGAUGACGAAGUGACUGGUAAAAGAUCAGCGCAAACUUCACACAAGAGAAGGAAGGUCAUGAUCCUUCCUGAAGGAACCAGAAUGCGCACCCGGAGCUUUAGCAGAGAGAAUGAUACGCGUCCCUAAACCCCUUUCGUCACAGGUAAUCACUUGUAUGGCUGUUGUUGCAACCUGUACAUGUUUGUGUAACAUACAAGAAUAGUGUUGGUGUUCAAUAGAUGGAAUUUCUGCAGUACAGUUCAACCUAAAUUAGUUAUCUAAUCAUUUGAAGCA